CCGCCUCCGACUGGGGAACCUCGGCUCCGGCGCUCUGUGGGCCGUAGGUGGCGGCUCUGUUGUUUACAGUGUGUUGUUUGUUGAGUCGCGUUUCCACGCCACCUGUGACGGUCAGCGGCGGUUGCCCACGGCUCAGCGCCUCCGCGGACUGCGGCCGGUCGUUGCCAUGACAGCGACCGCUGGGGGCCCUGGAUCUUGGAGUGAAAAUAUACUAGAAUAUUUUCUGAGAAAUAACCACAUCACAACAGAAGAUGGCGCUGAGAUCAUCUGGUAUCAUGCUGCUAACCACAAGGCACAGGUGAAUGAGGCACUGAAAAGUCCUGCUCACAUGAUAGAGGCUGAUGUCCUUCUUCCAAGUGAUGGAUCAGAAUAUAGCCAACCAAUCAUGGCCCAUCCUCCUGAAACAAAUAGUGAUAAUACUUUACAGGAAUGGCUGACUGAAGUUAUAAAAAGCAAUAAAGGCAUCAAACUGGAUUUUAAGAGUCUAGCAGCUGUGGAACCAUCCAUGAUGCUCCUGGAAAAUGUGAAGAGGCAUCUGCAGCGUCCUGUGUGGAUUAAUGCUGAUAUUCUUCCUGGUCCAAAUGGAAAUAGCAGAGUAGUGGAUGCAAAACCUUUUAUAGACACAGUGACAUCCUUCUUUCCAGAUGUGACGUUUUCCCUGGGUUGGACAACAGGAUGGCAUCCUGAGAAAGUCAAUGAAGGUUACAGUUGGACAAUGGUGAAAGAAAUGGAAUAUAUAUGUAAGGACCUAAAUCUGCCUGUAACAUUUCCUGUGAGAGCAGCAUUAGUUAGGCAGUCUUGUUCUCAGUUACUCUGGCUGUUAAAGAAAUCAAACAGAGAUUCAACAAAACUCUGGCACCCUCUUUCUUUUUUCCUGGAAAACUGGUUAUUUCAGAAAUUACAGAAGAGUAAGAGGGCUUUAAAAAUGUUCUAACUUUCACACAGGUGAGCACCUUUAUCAUGACAGAAUAAAAUCCACUUACUGAAAACAAUGUAGAUUAAAUUAGAUGGAUCUAGCAUUUCCAUAUUAUUGGGAGCAUGCUGGCAACUGUGUAUGUAUUUUGUAUUCUUUAUUUCCAUCAUAAUAUUUUAUCUAUAGUGAGUACAAUACUACUGGAGAGCAUAAUUUUUUUUUUAUUUAGCCACAUGGUUUCUUUUUUUUUAUGAUACAAUUUAUUGUCAAAUUGGCUUACAUACAACACCCAGUGUUCAUCCCAGCAAUUGCCCUCCUCAAUGCCCAUCACCCAUUUUCCAAUCUCCCCCACCCCCAUCCACCCUCAGUUUGGUCUCUGUAUGUAAGAGUCUCUUAUGGUUUGCCUUCCUCCCUGUCUGUUUGUAACUAUUUUUUCCCCUUUCCCUCCCCCAUGGUCUUCUGUUAAGCUUCUCAAGAUCCACAUAUGAGUGAAAAGAUAUGGUAUCUGUCUUUCUCUGCCUGGCUCAUUUCACUUAACAUAAUACCCUCCAGUUCCAUCCACAUUGCUGCAAAUGACCAGAUUUCAUUCUUCCUCAUUGCCAAGUAGGAUUCCAUUGUAUAUAUAAACCACAUCUUCUUUAUCCAUUCAUCAGUUGAUGGCCAUUUAGCCUCUUUCCAUAAUUUGGCUAUUGGUGAGUGUGCUGCUAUAAACAUUGGGGUACAAGUGCCCCUAUGCAUCAGCACUCCUGUAUCCCUUGGGUAAAUCCCUAGCACUGCUAUUGCUGGGUCAUCGGGUAGUUCUAUUUUUAAUUUUUUGAGGAACCUUCACACUAUCUUCCAGAGCAGCUUGAAGAGUAGAAUUUUAAUCCUAGUGACAUAUCAUUUGAUUUUCAUUUCUCACCAGCACCACCUUAGGCCCUUAUUCAGGCCCUUCAGGGCCUUGUUCAGGCCCUUAUUUUACUGCUAGAACUUCAGAAACUUGUUCUUCAUGUCUUCAUUGUUCACACUCUACUCAGAGAUGCUCUGAGUAUUUCUGCUGAAGAAAGCUUUUAUAAGUGCCUCUUGCAAAUUAGAAACCUCCAGGGGCCUCUUACAUGCAACUUUAUUGAAUUUUACUCUUAAAGACCAUCCACAAUGUAGCCCACUCUAAAAGUCAAUUCAGUGACCUUCAGUGCUUCAUUUCAAAAAUGCCUGCAACAUCAACGGUCUCCAGACCUUCCUUUAACAGUUAAUUUUAACUAUUUAAUAUUGUUCACUAAUUAUGUCAUACAUGUUAGUUAUAUUUCUUCAGCUAGGUUAGAAAGCCCUUCAUGGUAAGGGUGCAUUCUUAACUGUCCUUUAUAGUAUGUGGCUUAGUCUUGAGCAAGGUAUUCAGAAAAACAUGUACUUCUUUCAUUUAUUAAAAAGAAACUUACUAAUGAAUAUCCUAAGAUAUGUAAUUUGCCUUGGUUUAUCAGCCAUUUUCUCCCAGAAGAUAAAGUGGUAUAUAGUGAAAAUAUAAUUUUGAAUUCAGAUAGACUUCCCUUAUAGCACCUCUGUCCCUUACUAGCUAUAGAUUUUUGGAAAUAUUUAACCUCAUUGAAUCUUGAUUUCCUUAUCUAUAAAAUGGAGGGAAAAUGAGGAUUUUCUUGUAGUUGUUAUGAAGAUUGAGAUUCAUGUAAUAGAGGAUCUAGCUCAAUGCUCAACGCAUAGUAAGUACUCAACAGACAAGGUUAGUUCCCUUCUUCUAGACUUGUCAUAUGAUCAUAUCCAUUGUAGAUAAAUACAGUGAGGAGUAUAACAUGAAACAUUGUAGACAUAGAAGUAUUUAAAGAAGACAAUUAUAUUUCCACUUUAAAUUUUAGCUCCAACUAAAUACAGUCCUAUUUGUCAAAUAAUACCUAAAACUUCACUUUCUAUGGUUGUUUGCCAAAAACAAAAGAUAAAAUUUUAUAAUUACAAAAUUUUAACAAUUGGAACAAAGAAUAAUUUAAAAUUAUAAUAAAAAGUAAAGCUUAGUUUACAAAUUUUCUAAAUGAACUGCAUUUUAAUGAGGUUUUAAAUAAAAUUUCAUUUGUCCAGAA
Messenger RNA from Neofelis nebulosa (Clouded leopard), 2976 nucleotides. RefSeq names its product family with sequence similarity 151 member B (gene FAM151B). NCBI's taxonomy places the organism in Eukaryota, Metazoa, Chordata, Mammalia, Carnivora, Felidae. The transcript is spliced from 6 exons. The record is from RefSeq and is a predicted model, not a curated record. The coding region runs from base 167 to 934 and encodes 255 amino acids.